Onthophagus taurus is the source of this 1445-nucleotide messenger RNA. Lineage: Eukaryota; Metazoa; Arthropoda; Insecta; Coleoptera; Scarabaeidae. The record is from RefSeq and is a predicted model, not a curated record.
ACAUCAACUAUAAAGAUGACUGCGUUUAUUUAAAGUUAUGAAUUAAAAAAUAUAUAUUAUAGUUACAUUAAUUCGAAUUCCUUCGUUAGAUUAAUAACGUUGAUUAUUUGGAGUCCGAGUUUAACCUAAAUUUACUAUUUAUUAUCAUUACUAAAAUUUUUAAGAAAAAGGUUAUUGUGAGAAGUAGGAUGAAAAAGGGAAUACGGUCAUUCGUUUUCAAAUCUAUUGUUAUUCAGCUGGCUGUAAAGACAAGACAUCUAAUAGGCAUAGAUUUCCAAAUCCUGCAGUGAAUAUGCCAAGAUUCGAAAAGUGGAUUGAAGUUUGUGGUAACGACAAAUUGUACACCAUAUAUCCAAAAAGAAUAUACGAUAAUUAUCGAGUGUGCCAUUUAUAUUUCACAAAGGCAGAUAUAUUGUCAAGUAAUUUGUUAUUAAAAACCGCUAUCCCAAAUAGGUUUUUACCAAAUGUGCAGGCUACAAACAAUACUACAUUGUUAAAUACCGUAGAGCAAAGCUCCACAACGGAUGCAAGUGCAUCAUCAAUAUCGCAAAAUGAAAUAUUAAUGGAAGCUGAAUCAAGUUCAUUAGAAGAACCAGGUACAUCCAAGAAUGCUGGCCCGUCAACCAUGCCAGAUGAAGAAAUGUUAUCAUUUUCGUCUGAAAAAGAAGAUAAAGGUUCUUUAUUGCAAGAAGUUGAAGUUCGGAGAGAGAAAGAUUUGUCGCCAAAAGCCCGAACAUUAUAUAAAAGAGCUACUCAUUAUAAACGAUUACUACUUAAACAGAAACAAAGAAAUGUUGUUAUAAGAAACAGACUGGCUCAUCUAGAGAAUAUGAACAGUAACGAACUUUUAAAAGUUUUAAAAUUUCCAAUAAAAUUAAAUGGGGCCGGAUUGACGUUUCUUCCACUAUGUUGUCUCAUUUGUCCAAAGAAAUUUUCUAUUGGAUUUGGGAUAUACCAUAUUUUUCUUGCAGAUAUUUGAAAAUGCCCUCCAAACUAUUUAACGUAACAAUCCAGUUCUUGAUGGAUGGUGGUGUUGAUCUGCUGCCUUUCUUAUCUACAAAUUUCAUGGUAGACAACAUUUUUUUAGCAUUUUGCCAAAAAGAGAGAUGAGGCGAUUUACUCGUUACUGCACAACGCAAUGGUAUGUUUGUGUUUAGCGCUAACUGACUGGAAUUGACACUAUCGAAUAGAUCAUUGAAAAAUUUGAUUGUGUAUACAGUGUCCAUUGCAGACUGGUCCAAUUUUCGUCCAUCUGCACUAGUUGUACAUGUGAAGUUCAAAAUGCAAUUUCCGCAUUAAAGAACAUUUUAUCUGCCGUUCCUUUUAAAGCACCCUGUGAACCCUUUCCAGUAGAAUUUUUAUUAAAUUUAUUUAUUAGGGUUAGGAUAUUUUUUACGUUAAAAUCUUACAAUAAAUUAUUAAAAACAGAUAGAACUAAAGAAACA